CCUCCACAGCGCUCCAUGAUCUUAGGUGCACAAGGACAUGGCCCUUAUCAGGAUUGUUCCCAGCUUCACCUGUCAUUCUCAAAGCCAUCUGCCCAGGUUUCUGCUAAGAGUAGUGAGGGUGAGGGCUCUGAAGAAAAAACAUGACUCUUUUAUCUGCUAACAGCACAGCUGCUCUGAACAGUUCUGACACUCGCACAGCAGGCUGCCUCCUCACUGGCAUCCCUGGACUGGAGCACCUACACAUCUGGCUCUCCAUCCCCUUCUGCACCAUGUAUGUAGCUGCCAUGACAGGCAAUGGCAUUUUAAUUUGUAUCAUCCUGUCCCAGCCAAGCCUGAAUGAGCCCAUGUAUAUCUUCCUGUCCAUGUUGGCCAGUGCCGACAUCUUGCUCUCCACUUCCACAGUGCCCAAAGCACUGGCCAACUUCUGGCUGGGUUCUAGACACAUUUCCUUUGAUGGCUGCCUCACCCAAAUGUUCUUCAUCCACUUCCUCUUCGUGGCUGACUCAGCAAUCCUGCUGGCCAUGGCCUUUGACCGCUAUGUGGCCAUCUGCCUCCCACUGCGAUAUGCCACCAUCCUCACAAGCACAGUCAUUGGGAAGAUCAUGGCUGCCACCCUGACCCGCAGCUUCACCAUCAUGUUUCCGUCCGUCUUUCUACUCAAGCGCCUGCACUACUGCCGGAUCAACAUCAUUGAACACACGUUCUGUGAGCACAUGGGCAUCGCCCGUCUGUCCUGUUCCGAUAUCUCCAUCAAUGUCUGGUAUGGACUGGCAGCUGCUCUGCUCUCCACAGGCCUGGACAUCGUCCUUAUCGCUGUUUCCUACAUUCACAUCCUCCAAGCUGUCUUCCGCCUCCCCUCUCAAAACGCCCGGUCCAAGGCCCUGAGCACAUGUGGCUCCCACGUCUGUGUCAUCCUGCUCUUCUACAUCCCUGCCCUCUUUUCUGUCUUUGCCUACAGGUUUGGUGGGAGACGCAUCCCACGCUAUGUCCACAUCCUACUGGCCAAUCUCUAUGUGGUCAUCCCACCUAUGCUCAAUCCCAUUAUUUACGGAGUGAGGACCAAGCAGAUUUUAGAAGGGGCUAAACAGAUGUUUUCAAACCUUGACAAGGAAACCAAGUAAAUGCUCCCAACUCGAUCUCAGCUUAAUCCCUUUCUGUAUGUAUCAAUUAUCCAAUAUUCACCCUCUCCUCAUCUCUACAUCUUCCAAUUAUCCCCAUUAUUCACAUCUAUGUCCCAAUUUAUUUAAAUACAUGCUCUACUCAAAUCCACGUUUGAUUUUUUUCUCAGAAAUCUGCAGGAAUAGCCACCCCACUUUCUUCCCCCUAUUAUUUGAAUACCUUCUGAUACUCCACCAUUUCAAGAAAAAGUAAAUAGGGGAAAUGUGAUAACUUAUCUGAAAUCUACCAUCCAAAUAGGACUUUUCUCAGCAUCCACUUGCAUUUUCUCCAUAAUAUAUACAUGGGAACUAUAUACUUAUAUAUAUAAUAUGCAUAACAUAUAUGAUAUAUAUCUUAUAAUGGUCUUGGCAUAUCAUAAAUGCUUUACAAAUGAUAGCUUUAUUUGUAUUGUUGUUCUAAUUAUUAUUAAUUAGUAGCUCAUCCAACUCUAUUUAUAGCUCAUCACCUCAAAACUAAUAAAAAAUUGUCCUAAGACUAAAGCAGAUUGCAUGAUGGUGCUCCAGUUUUGUUUCUACAAAGAGUAGUAAGAGUAAACAAUAAUACAAAGGAAAAUUAUUUUAAUAUAAUGUUUAACUGAAUUCAACAAAUAUAAUUUUAAAAACUCAAAAUUAAAUGCAUUUAAAAAAUCAUUGUAGGCACUGAUUUAAUAUAACUAUUUAUUUAUAAAUAGUUUAAGACACAGAGACUUGCUUGUUCUGUAGCCACAUCAAAUUCAGUUUCUCCUCAGGCCUUGGUACUUGUUCACCUUGUUGUCUGAAACACUCUUUUCCUAUAUCUUUACAUGACUCACUUCCUCCUUUCACUCAGCUUUCUGUUUAUGUCUCUCCCAAAGAGAUAUCUCUGUGACCUUCCAAUACAAAAAAUACCUCUUUCUUAUCCAUGGCAAAAGAGACACUAUAAGCAAAUACAAAAGUCAACGUCAAAAUGGGAAGAAAUGUUUUCUAAUUAUAUUACAGAUAAAAGACUGUUUUUUUCCUGAUAUAUAUGGGGCCCCUAAAAUGUAGGGGGAAAAAAUGACCAAAAGUCUGAUGGAAGAAAAGGACAAAGACAAUUAGAAUAUGCUUAAGUCUAACAAGAAAAGUUCAAUUAAGACUAUGCCAAGACAGUCUUUCUUACCUGCUAAAUUGACAAAAAUUAGAAGUACUAACACCAUGUUGGCAAUGAUGUGGGGAAACAAGCCUUCUCAUACACUGCUCUUGAAUACAUAGUAUGAUAAAAUGUCUGUGGAGCUUGGAAAUUCUUAACAAAAUUCCUAUGCAUUCAUUCAUCCCUUGAUUCAGCAAUCACACUUACAGGAAAUACUUUUUGGAUAUGCCUCCAUGGGUACAAAACUACAUAUGACAAGGUUAAUAAUGAUGGCAAAGGUUUUGUAAUACAAAAAUGUUUGCAACAGCUUAAAUGGGGUCUGAACUCCCGGCCACAAUUCCAUCCCCUUAUGCUUACUCAGCACUGUUAUCCUUCCCAAGCUACACAAAGGUUCUGAAGUCACAUGGACUCUGGUUAAGGUGUAGUGACCAUGUUUAGAACAUAUUAG
Manis pentadactyla (Chinese pangolin) is the source of this 2713-nucleotide messenger RNA. Its product is annotated as olfactory receptor 52B6-like. The record is from RefSeq and is a predicted model, not a curated record. The coding region runs from base 141 to 1121 and encodes 326 amino acids. NCBI's taxonomy places the organism in Eukaryota, Metazoa, Chordata, Mammalia, Pholidota, Manidae. Gene Ontology annotation, biological process: G protein-coupled receptor signaling pathway. The transcript has 2 exons. Gene Ontology annotation, molecular function: G protein-coupled receptor activity; olfactory receptor activity. Gene Ontology annotation, cellular component: membrane.